AUGGAGCACCACCAAGAGUCCACAGGCCCAAGGUCAGAGGAGACAGGAGAACUACCCCAUAUCCCUCAGGGAGAAGUUGUAGAGGGGGCUGAGAGUUCUUCUGUGUCAAGCCAGACUGUGCCUGAUGUUGAGCGGAGGUCAUGGAGUCCAGAAACAAAGCAGAAAGAUGAAGAUGCUAAGGCUGGACCAUCAGAUGUGGUGCAGGAGACUGACAACGAAGGCGAACAACUUAGCAGAUCACAAGGUGGAGUGAGGGACAAAGAGGUGAAAGAGGACUUGAGCAAUCAGGAUAGACCCAGAAGGAAGAAGGGAAACCUUAUAAAAGAGAAGGGCAAAUCCAUUUCAUCUCGGAGCGGGUUCCGCCUUGAACAAGAAGAACAAACAGGAAGGAGACACCAAAAGCACCUUGAUGCUCAUUUGAGAAUCCACACAGCGGAGAAACACAAUCAAAGCUCAGAGUCUGUGAAAAGCGGCUGUCUGAGCAAACCAACUUUAAAAGGUCCCGUGCUCGCCACAGGCGGAGAAAGUCAUACAUAUGUGGUGCAGGAGACUGACAACAAAGGAGAACAACUUAGCAGAUCACAAGGUGGAGUGAGGGACAAAGAGGUGAAAGAGGACUUGAGCAAUCAGGAUAGACCCAGAAGGAAGAAGGGAAACCUUACAAAAGAGAAGGCGGAGGAACACAGUCAAAGCUCAGAGUCUGUGAAAAGCGGCUGUCUGAGCAAACCAACUUUAAAAGGUCCCAUGCUCGCCACAGGCGGAGAAAGUCAUACAUGUUUGGAGCAUGGAAUGAGCUCCACACAGAGCUCACAACUUACAAAACAUGAACAACAAAUUGAUUCUGGGGAGGAACUGUAUAUCUGUUCAGAAUGUGGAAAGAGCUUCCAACAUCAAGAUCUCAUAGCCCAUCAAAGAUGGCAUCUCAGGGUGAAACCCUUUAAAUGCUCAUUGGCCCUUGCCAAACAUGGAAGAGUUCACACAGGGGAAGAUCCUUAUAAAUGUGCAGAAUGUGGAAAGAGCUUCAGGUGUAAAUCUCAUCUAAAGGAACAUCAACGAAUUCACACAGGGGAGAAGCCAUAUAAAUGUGCAGAAUGUGGAAAGAGCUUCAGGUGUAAAUCUCAUCUAAAGGAACAUCAACGAAUUCACACAGGGGAGAAACCAUAUAAAUGUGCAGAAUGUGGAAAGAGCUUCAGGUGUAAAUCUCAUCUAAAGGAACAUCAACGAAUUCACACAGGGGAGAAACCAUAUACAUGUAAAGAAUGUGGAAAGAGCUUUUCUCAGAAGCCAUCCCUUACUACGCAUGAAAGAAUUCACACAGGAGAAAAACCCUUUCACUGCUUGACAUGUGGGAAAUGCUUCAUUGAUAGAUCAUCCUUUUCCCAACAUAAAAGGAUUCACACAGGGGAGAAACCCUAUAAAUGUUCACAGUGUGAAAAAUGCUACAGGAAUAGCUCAGACCUUUCCAAACAUAAAAGGAUUCACACAGGGGAGAAACCCUAUAAAUGUUCACACUGUGAAAAAUGCUACAGGAAUAGCUCAGACCUUUCCAAACAUAAAAGAAUUCACACAGGGGAGAAACCUUAUAAAUGUUUACGCUGUGAAAAAUGCUUCAGGAAUAGCUCAGAUGUUUCCAAACAUAAAAGAAUUCACACAGGAGAGAAACCCUAUAAGUGUAAUGAAUGUGGAAAGAAUUAUACUGAUAGCUCUAAGUUUAAGUUACAUCAACAAGUUCACACAGGGGAGAAACCACAUACAUGUGAAGAAUGUGGAAAGAAGUUCAACCGGAGAGCAUCACUUACUGUUCAUGAAAGAAUUCAUGAUCUCCAUAAUAAUGAACUCCAUAAACUGGAAUGA
Molecule: messenger RNA, 1854 nt
Organism: Elgaria multicarinata webbii
Lineage: Eukaryota; Metazoa; Chordata; Lepidosauria; Squamata; Anguidae
Product: zinc finger protein ZFP2-like
Exons: 6
Coding region: 1-1854 (617 amino acids)
Biological process (GO): regulation of transcription by RNA polymerase II
Molecular function (GO): DNA-binding transcription factor activity; RNA polymerase II cis-regulatory region sequence-specific DNA binding
Source: RefSeq, a predicted model, not a curated record